AUGUCGGAUUUACAAGUACCAGAAAUAACAUAUAAACGACGUAUUGAAGAACUUGAACUUGAAAUAACACAAAUUGCUGAACGAAAAGAAUUAACAGCAGCAAAAAAACAAAAAGAAAAAGAAAAAAUUCAUAUUAUUAUAGAUAAAUUUAAAGAAGAAUUAUUUAAACAAAAAGAACAUGUUGAACGAGUACGUGCACGACUUGAUAUAGAACGUGAACAUUGGUUUAAAAAUCGAAAUAAAAUCAAAGCUGAAACUAUAACUGAACUUCUCCAAUUAUGUAUUUUUCCACGAUCUUUAUUAAGUGAAAUCAAUGCACUUUAUUGUGCACAUUUUAUACGUGUUAUACAUGAUUUAGUAACACCAAAUUUUAGUACAAUUAUUUGUUAUGAUCGACUUUUUCCUGAUAUAUCAUAUUCACUUACUUCAUGUUCAGAAAAUGAAGCUAUAUGUUAUGAAAGAUUUCUUGAAUCAUUAUUAGAAACUGUUAUGAUUUGA
Rotaria sp. Silwood2 is the source of this 498-nucleotide messenger RNA. The record is from the annotation of a GenBank genome assembly. Lineage: Eukaryota; Metazoa; Rotifera; Eurotatoria; Philodinida; Philodinidae.